Prorocentrum cordatum is the source of this 2434-nucleotide messenger RNA. Lineage: Eukaryota; Dinophyceae; Prorocentrales; Prorocentraceae. The record is from the annotation of a GenBank genome assembly.
GGGGGCGCCGCUCCGGGCGACCGCCGCUGCGCCGCGUCGGGCGCCGGCGCGCCCGCCGCCGAGGCCGCGUCCGCGGCGUCGCUGCCGGACUUCCAGGACGCGAGGCUGGCGUUCGAGUCGAAGUCCACGCUGGAGCUGGCGCGGGCCUGGGCAGUCUUCAUGACGUGCAAGGUCGGGUUCGUGGUUCGCAAUUGCGACUCGUUGUACGGGCUGGCGCGGCGCAUCGUUGGCCCGACGUUGACGCACGCUGUGCUCAGGCUCACGUUCUUCAACCACUUCUGCGCCGGCGAGACGACCGAGCAGAUCGUGCCAAAGAUGGAGGACCUGAGGCGCUACGGCAUCGGAGGCAUUCUGGACUACGCCGCGGAGGCCAAGGAGGAUGCCGCGCCCAAGGCCGCCGCCGCCGACUGCGAGGCGAGCACUGUGGGGGCGCCCCUGUCCUCCCGCACGUACGACUACCAGGGGGAGGCGAUCUGCGACGCCAACGCAGAGAUCUUCCUCCAGGCGAUACGCGCUGUGCGGGACGCCUCUCCGGAUGGCUUCGCGGCCAUCAAGCUCUCGGGACUGGGCGACCCGGCGCUGUUCGAGCGGAUGUCGAUUUGCCUGGAGGAGAUGUGCCGCCUGUUCAAGAGGCUCAGCGAUGGCACGGAGGAGGUGGGCCCUCGCGUGCCCUACCACUGCAUUGACCGCUCCUUCAAGCUCGACGUGGACACGUUCAGUGAGGGCUGGCGCCGCCUUUUUUCUGCAGGCAGCGACGACGAAGUCCGGGCCGCCUUCGACAAGCUCGAUGCCGACGGGUGUGGGUACAUUACCUACUUGGAUUGGUCUGAGAGCGUCAAGCUCUCAGAGAUUACAAGGCUCGUGCAGUCUUGUGUCAGCGAGGGCCCCAUGAAGCGGGCGGCACUGACGGAGGAGGAGCUGAAGCUCUACAUGAACAUGGUCGGUCGGGUGAUCAGGAUCAUGGACCUGGCUCAGGAGCUCGGCGUCCGUGUCAUGGUGGAUGCGGAGUGGAUGGACAUCCAGCCCGCCAUCGAUCACAUGGUGCUGUUCCUCCAGAGGAAAGUACAACGCCGGCGAUCGGCCCGUGGUGUUCAACACCUACCAGACGUAUCUCAAGGGCAUGCGGGACAAGGCCGGCCGAAUCUGGAGCGGUCCCGAAGGGAGGGUUGGCGCUUCGGCGCCAAGGUGGUCCGUGGCGCCUACAUGGUGUCAGAGCGGGAGAAGGCGAGGAAGAGGGGCGUCGAAUCCCCGAUCUGUGAGGACUACGCGGCCACCGAGGAGAACUUCCACGCCGUCAUCGACGCCAUCCUGGAGCACAGCGCGGCCUGCGGGCCCAAAGCUGCCGCCGAGGUCCUCGUCGCCUCGCACAACCGAGGCUCCGUAGAGCACACGCUGCGCCGCUGUGCUGAGCUGGGCAUCGACAGAGGCAACGUCUACUUCGGGCAGCUUCUGGGCAUGGCCGACAACCUGACCUUCACGCUUGGCAAGAACGGCUACAAGGCCUACAAGUACGUGCCCUACGGCCCGAUCGCCGAGGUCAUGCCGUACCUGAUCCGGCGGACCCAGGAAAACUCCGCCAUCCUGGGCUCCGCCAGCGUGCAGGAGGAACGCGCCAUGAUCGCCAGGGAGCUGCGCCGGCGGGUGCUGCGAUUCUGACGGUUGCCCGCCAUGCGAGCGAGCGACCGUUCGCCGGGGGCCGCUCCUGCGUGCACGCAGUCAGCCCGCAUAGUUCAGGAUGGGCGGCCCUUGCAUCCUUGUCGCGCAUGUUUACUAUCCUGGUUGACUGUACGUACCCGAUGCUGAGGGAGCCAGCCGUGGCUGUCACAAGACGGCGGGUCCGUGACGUCCCUCUGUGUGUUCGCACGAGCUGGGGGGCCCAUCUGCAAGGUGUCACGCCCGAGAUCGGCCGCCAGUGCCAAGGGUCUCGUGCCCCGUGGCGUGCCCCCGUUGCACGUGGCCCUUGCCUUAAUGUCUCUAUACGGUGUGAUUUGAUUGAUGUCGUGAACGCCCCGUCUCUGUCUCGAUUCGCAAAUUGGUUUCAUCCCCUCGCUUGCCACAAUGUUCUACUCGCGCACGUGUCGAAACACGGAGUGGUGACGUCGAGUGAUCGUAGCAGCUGACAGUUUUUCCGCUCAGCCAUGGUCUUACAGUAGAUAGCGUUUCACAUGGUUUUGGGUAGGUGUAGCUGACGUGCUUUUGGUGAAUUGGGGACGGCAAUCGCUCGAAGAGCUAGCAGUUGGGAUGAUUUUUCCAAAGUCCCUCUGGUCGUCAAAGCCCCACAGACACCAGAGUACAUCUUUCAAUCGACCGUCUCUGAGGGGAGACGCGCGCAGAUCAAACCAAGCCAGCGACUUCACCGAUUGCCAGCGCAGCAGUGCGUCAGCACAAGAAUUGCGAAUCUUUCUCCUCCUUCCCUGCUCCCCCGCCGGUCUUC